UAGCUAAUGCCAGUGGAUCGUGGAUAUUGUGAAUAUUGUGGAUUCAGUUGAAAUCGAAACGCCAGCUUGCUAUAUCGUCGCGUCGCUGUAUUAAUAUAUAUAAAAUAUUAAUAUUUACUCCUAUAACUUUUUAUAAAGUCCAUUAACAACGGUCCUAAUCAAUUAAAGUGGAAUAAAUCUAUUUUCAAAUGCAAGUUUAUCGGUUUCACUUGCGAUUUAUUCGGACGCGUUUUCUGUGCGACUCUCCGCUGCUUAGCAUUUGCUCCGCUAUAAAAACAUGUAAAAAGGAAAUAUAAAUAAUAAAAAACUUAACAACCAAAGGAUAAAUAACUUAAACGUGUGUAUAAACAUGCAUCGAUAUUAUUAAUAACACGACGCGACUUUGCGAAAACUCAGUGUCUCCGUGCGCGAUUAUUUAAAUGCAAAAAAGGAUUUGUGUAUACCGAAACGCCUAAACAACAACAAGCUCUUUAAAAGAAAUUUGCAUUUUCAUCUUGCGCAAAAGCCAAAACAACACAAAAACACACACACACAGGAAAAGCACAAGAGAAAAAUGCUGACACGGAUGAGGCCAGCGGUGGGUUGAUUGGCUGACAACCACGACAUCCACAUCCACAUCCACAUCCAUAGAAACUACAAAAAGACACGGUCGAGUGCCAGCGAGUGGUAGGAAGGUGGAGAAGGUAGCAGGAGCAGGCAGAGUGCCAAGCAUCACCUGGCUCAGAAAAAAACUAAAAAAUAACUCGAAAAAAAAAGCAACAAACAAACAAACAACCGGCCAGCCACAAUGACAAAUGUUUGGAGCGGAGCCAGGCUUUAGGUGUUGAGCAGCGGGUUUAAUCAAACAACAAAAGGAAAAGCCGUGGAAAGAGGAGGAGCACCUGGUGGAAGAAGGAAGGAAGGACAGCGAGGAAUUACCCAAGUUGAGCGAGAGAAAGUUCCAUCAUGGAGAAACCAAUGCAUCAUGCCCCUGCCCCGGCUGCCGUGGGUAAGGUCAGCCAGAUAGCCAACAUUUUCCAGCGGAAACCCAUCGAGAUUCAGCCGGUGGAACAGCUGAGUGCAGUUGCUGCUGCCCAUGCCGCUGCAGCUGCUGCAGCCGCUGCCCAUGUCCAAGGAGCCAGGACAGAGUCACAUUCGGCGAGAUUCAAUAACGCUCGAGCCUUGUUCGAGAAACUGGGUGUUGAGUCCAAUUCGAAUGUGAGUUCCCGCCUUUUGAGGAGUGGUUCUCGCGAGGAUAAUCUUUGCGACGGCUCAGAUCGUUCAUCCUCACGCUCCUCGGAUCGUUCUCAAUCUCCGCCAAAGCGAAGGACACCGUUUCCCUCGGGUGUGUCGCUGGUUCACAAUAAUAAUAAUGCCAGCGUUGUGCCUCAAAAUGGAGGAUCUGCACCCGAACAGCGUUUGAGUAAUAGCAAAUUUAUUGUGGAACCAGCGGCGCCAAUAUCUCAAGUAGUGCCCACCUCGGCUGUCAAGUAUCCGCAGCAUAAUUUAUCCCGCUUGAAGUCGGAGGAAGUGACGGUCAGUCCUCCAGUGCCAGCCAGUGGUUCGGUGAGCGCUUUAUUUGCCAACUCUGGUGCGGAUAAACCAGAGAAACCUGAGCGCAAAUUCAACUCGAGGGAACUGAUUGAGAAGCAAAAGAAGUGGACAUCGCACUUCACGAAGACAAAGACCACUCGGACUCACAGCGAUCUCAAUCGUUGUGACAUUAUACGCACUGUGCCCGGCACAGGACUGAUUAUGGAUAGCGAAAAGGUGACCAAACCGGCAAUGGAACCACCACAGUCCCAGGCUCCACCCAAUGCCAGUCCUAAUCCACCGCUGCGAUCGCAGGCUCCGCCAGAGAUUAAGCCCAGGAGUGGAAAGAUUGGUAGUCCGGUGAAGUCACCGCCAUUGCCGCCGAUACCAGCGGCCAAGCCAAAGAAUGUGAGUCCGGUGAAGUUUAAUCCGGAGCGACUACGUCAGUCACCCACAAAAACGGCAAAUGAUUCACCGCCGCCGCCGCCAGCCAAAUCUGCGGCAGUUACAGCCGCCAUGCAACGAUCCUUGAUGCAGGAGCAGCAGGAGCAGUUAAUGCGAAAUGCCAAUGAUCAGGGUGUGGCACCAAUACCACCGGAAAAGCCACGUAAAAAGUCUGUAGAUCUCAUCGAGGAUACGCAACCCUUGGCUAACAAUUGUUCCACACCGCCCUCAUCCUGCGCCUCACCCACCAGCUCGUACAUUGUGCAGCCUGCCAAGAGGGGAUCCAUGGAUGGUGGACAGUCCUCGUAUCCUGGUAAUGGACUCAGUGGUAGCACCAAUUCGGCUGCCUCGGGAUCACCUGUGGCCAGUGCCUCAUCGGGUCCCUCAUCGCCAGUCCACACCGAGGAUGAGAAGCAGGAGAAUGAGUCCACGGAGAAGUCGGAAAUGGAGCAUUAUCAUAGUAGCAGCUACAAUAGUGUUCCCAGGCGGCGACGCAGCGAAAAUGAAGGUCGCAAAUCUGUGGAUGAAUCUCCUGCAACGGCCAGCUCCCAACAACAACAGCAGCAGCAGCAACAUUCCAUUCCAGGCUCCGCCACUGGAUCACCCCAGCGAGUGGUGGCCAAUAAGCGGAGCAGCAUUACGGUCAAUAUGCCAGCCGCUGGUCUUGGCCAGAGACCGCCCAGCAUUAUUUCAACCACCAGCCAGGACGAGGGUGGCUUUAACGAAACCACUCCAGAGCUAAAGGCCAAAUUGCAGCCAUCCUACGACCAAACGGAGACGGAGCAGCCGCACAGUCUCAACUACGUGGAUGUGGGCUAUCGCCUCAAUCCCGACGGCAGUGAGAGUCGUGAGGUUUACGGCUCCGAGGCGGAGCUAUACGAUACCGCCAAGGUCACAGAUAUGCAGCGAAAGUUCCAUGGAGCCAAUGGUUUUGGCCAAGAGUCGAGCACAGUGUAUGCCAUCAUUAAGACGGAUGCUCAGGAUGCUAACCAGCAGCAGCAACAACCGGUGGCUACCUCGCGUUCGGUUCACCUGCAACAAUCGCCGACAUCCUCGAGUGUGGAGGGAUCUCCCCUGCAUCGUGGUGUCUAUAGCUCACCACCCGUUGGUGUCGUCUCCCCCAUAAGGCGACGCAAUAGCAACAAUCAGGAUCAGAGUGUGGGCAGUGCCAAGUCCACGCCACCCAUUUCACCAGCCAGAUCGGCAUUGGUCAAGGGUAUUGCUCCCAUUGCUUCCAUUGAUGCGCAUGAAGAAGAGGAACUAGAUCUCCAUGCGGAAGAUGAGGAGGAUGAGCACUUGGCAGUGGAAUAUGUGGAGGUAAUCGAACUGGAGGAGGAGGAGGAGGAAGCACCCAUUCUGCCCGAACGUCGUGCGCCUGCUCAGGGUGCCCUUGAGCUGCAGGAUUUGGAAUAUGCGGACACAAGUGCCGGUGAGGAUGAGGAGGAUAUACUCAAUCAUUUGAAGGGCAGCGAUAUAUUGGAUGUGGAGCUAAUCGAUGACGUUGUCGAUGAGGUGAUCAGCAAGGUGCAUGUGAAGCAUAAUGUGGUCAGUGCAACACCAGCUGCAGCAAUUCCUCGAGAGGAUAGCCUGCCGGAUGCCAUGACUGCCGCCGAAGCCGAAAGAUUGUUGAGCUCAAGCAUUUUGGAAAACAAAAUCAGACAACAGUCGCUGCUGUCGGACGAACAGGCCAAGGAAGUCGAGCAAAUACUGAACGCCGCCGUUGCUGCCGUUGUUGUUGCCGCAGCAACAACAUCACCGACCAGCACCAAGAAUCUCAUUGAGGAUUUGCCACCUCAGUCGUCCUCUGGCCAAUUGGCAGCGCAAUCAGGAGCCAACGGGGAGCAACGCGACAUUCAUAUUGCAGCUGUUCCUGCAAUUGUCGAAGAGGAGGAGGAGGACGUGGACGAGGGCGAGGACGAAGAGUAUCCGGAGAAGUUCCAUCGGGACGAGGACGAGAACGAGAACGAGAACGAGGAGAACCACGCCCGCGGCGAGUUCGAUGCCAAUGGUGACGGUGAUGGGGACUCGGAUGACGUUGAAGCCGUGGACAUUGUAGGCUACAGUCCAGCCACCACAUCCACAGCUCUGAAUGCCACCUUUGUCAAGGCCGAUAGCACUGAGACGGAGACCACGACCACAACACCUUCAACGGCCACCACAGCCACCACAAGGCACGACGACGACGAGCCCGAGUGGUUAAGGGAUGUCCUUGAGGCUCCCAAACGCAGUUUAGAGAAUCUGCUUAUCACCUCAGCCAGUUCUGUGACAAUUCAGCAACGCGAAGAACUCGAGAACGGCUACGAUUUCCAGGUUAAACAUUCCGAUCUAAACCAAACUUAUGUAACAGGCGGUGGCGGAGAAUCGCUGCAUGAGUCUAUUGUGUCCGUAGAAUCCACACAAUCGGAUGCCACACUCAAUCAGACGACAACCAUUGACGAUAGCAUCAUCUCCAGCAAACACAAUUCCACAUACUCUCUGGCCGAUGCCGAGCAAGCCACAAAUUCGACUGUUUUAAGUACUGGAGUGACCGAACUAGACGAUAGUCAGUACUAUAUACCGGAAUAUCCGCCGGUGAGAAGCAAGGAGGUACUUGUCGAGGCGGGAGUGCAUUACUUUGAAGAUGGCAACUUUUGGAUGGAAGUGCCUGGUCUCCUAGACUUUGACGACGACGACUGCUCCUAUCCGCCCAUUACUGUACGCAAAAAUCCCAAGGUACGCUUCAGCUCCGGUCCGAUCCACGUAUACUCAACAUUCUCUGUUAAUGACUACGAUCGCCGGAAUGAAGAUGUUGAUCCUGUGGCCGCUUCGGCGGAAUAUGAGCUUGAGAAGCGUGUGGAGAAGAUGCAUGUCUUCCCCGUUGAAUUGAUGAAGGGUCCGGAAGGUUUGGGUCUCAGUAUAAUUGGUAUGGGCGUUGGUGCCGAUGCUGGCCUAGAGAAAUUGGGAAUAUUUGUGAAAACAAUCACCGAUAACGGAGCAGCAGCCAGAGACGGACGGAUUCAGGUCAACGAUCAGAUCAUUGAGGUAGACGGCAAGAGUCUCGUGGGUGUAACACAGGCGUAUGCAGCUUCUGUGCUGCGAAAUACUUCCGGUCUAGUCAAAUUCCAAAUUGGACGCGAACGUGAUCCUGAGAACUCAGAGGUAGCCCAGCUCAUACGACUGAGUUUGCAGGCGGAUCGUGAGAAGGAGGAGCGCUUGAAGCGUCAACAAGAGGAGUAUCUGCGACGUACGCUCGACUAUUCGGAGGACUCGACCCAACCCGUUUCGGCCAAUUCGAGUGUGUGCGAAGGACCCUCGAGUCCUGUGCAAGUGGAACAUCCCAUGGAGGUGGAGGCCACACAUUCGCAGGAGGUAGAGUCGCUUAAGCGGCUGCUACAGGAGAGCGAAAUGGGUUGCCUUGUCAAGGAAGAGAUUAUACAAAAUCUUAAACGAAAGCUGGUCAAGCUCGAGACCACCGGCAAUGAGAAUGAGCUGCUCAGCGAGCGGCUCCGUCAGAGUGAGCGGGAGCUCGGCAACAUCCGCAAGGAGGCAGCCAAUCUCCAGAAUAUGUUGCAACAGUCCCAGGGCCAAUAUAUGGCACUGGACAAGAAGUACAACAAGGCGAAGCGAUUGGUGCGCGAAUACCAGCAACGGGAGCUGGACAUGUGCCAUCGCGAGGAGUUCUAUCAGCAGCUGCUCCAGGAGAAGGACACCGAGUACAAUGCGCUGGUAAAGAAGCUCAAGGAUCGGGUCAUCAAUCUGGAGCACGAGCUGCAGGAGACACAGCGCAAGGCUGGUUUCCCUGUCGGUCUGCCCUACGAUAGUGCCACCUUGAAGCUAACGCCCCAAAUGAUGCGCAAAACGCCACCAAAGCCGCUCUUCCAUAAACUGGAAACUGAACUAUCGGAUACCGAGAUCUCGGAUCUAUCGCCCGAUGGCGAUGGCGUUAAGACCGCCACCGUGGAGCGCAAGGUUCCUGUUAAGGAUGAACUGGAUGCGGCUGUGCCGCAGCACGAGCUGCUGGAUAACUCGGUGAAUAAGACGAAAAUCGAUCUGGCCUCCCGUGGUGGUUUAGCCAAUCGCCAAUUGCCCUCAGCGAACGGCACCGGCUGCAGCUCCAACUCCAACGGCGCCGCCAGCAGCGAUCUCGGCCAGCUUUCGAACGGCAACCUGAAUCUGAAGCGCAGCAGGAGCAACAGUCGCAGCUCGGACUGCACCCUGGACGAUACGGACGACGACGAGGAUGGGGACAGAGGCGUGGAGGCGGGCGAGGGUUCUGCCCUGAAUCUGGCAGGCGGUGCCUCUAGCUCCUCCACCCACGACAUCAUCAGCCUGUCCAACGGCAACUCGCAUCUGCUGGCCAAUGUUAACAAUCUGCUGCAGCAUCAUCCACCGCCAGCAGCGGUUGUAAGCACGCCGCCCUCCUCCAACGGCCAUCUGGGCACCACCACAGCCAUUCUGUUGAACUCCACAUCCUCCGCCUCGUCCAGUUCUUCCAAUCAAUCGACGGCACGUGAGGCACAGAUCAAUCAGCUGUACGCUCAGGUCCACAAGGAUCCCAGCAAGCAACAGCAGCAGCAGCAGCAGCAGCAACAGCAGCAGCAGCAGCAGCUACAGCAGCUGCAACAGUCACAACAGAGCAGCAUUCCGGGCAUCUUCAAGAACGCCUUGGGUUCGCCGGCGGAUAACAAUGGACUGAACGACUUCCAUCGCGGCAGCAUGACAACCUUUGGAACUGGUCCGGCCAGCAGCAGCAAUCGUGAUCUCAACAGUUCGUAUGACUCCAUACUGGGCAGCAACGACAAGCUCUCGGAGAACGAGCCGGCGGAGAGCUGGAUGUAUCCAAGCCGACGACGAGUGGCACCCAAUGGCAGCAAGGUUCCAUUGCCCGGUUCCAGCUUCACGGAUCAACUCAAUCAGGCUCUGUCCGAUCGCGAGAGGCGACUCGGCGAUGGAUCCUCGCGACAUUCCAGCGAUGAUUACACGGAGAUCAACAAGAGCCAGAGUGCAGCGGCCAUCAAUUGCAAGACACUGAUCAAUGAGAUCCGCCAGGCGGUGAAUGAAGCCCAGCCCAAAGUUAAACAAGUCGUUCCCCAAUCACUCUCCCCGCCCGGCACAGUGCCCUGGCAGCAGCAGCAUCUCCACCAGCAGCAGCAACAGCCGUCCGCCCACACCACUGGCCCGCCCUCACCCACCAGCAUGUCCUCCGGAUGCUCCUCGCCCGGCUACUCGCCCAGCCGCACCCUGGACUUGUCCGGUUCCAGUUCGAGUUUCUCCGAUCGCAAGGCAGCGGCCGCCGGAUACAAUUAUAAGGGCGGUCCUGUCCAUGAAUGGACCAAGGAUCAGGUCGGCCACUGGCUGAUGGGCAUCGAGCUGGAGCGCUACAUUCCCGUCUUCAAGGAGCACAACGUCGAGGGCGGUGCACUGCUCACCCUCGACUCCAAGGACUUUAAGACGCUGGGCGUAUGUGGUGACGACAAGCACCGACUGAAGAAGCGCCUGAAGGAUCUGAAGGCGAACAUCGAGAAGGAGCGCAAGGACAUGGAGCGAGAGCGUCGCGAACGCGAAAAGGCCAUACGCAAGGCCGAGAAAAAGGCGGCCAAAAAGAAGUAGUAGUUGAAUUCCUAGUUGAUAAGAGCAUCAAAAAAAGUAGCCAAAAACCAAAAGCAUACGCAGUAUAUAUGUAGUCUAUGCAUACGAACACGAAGCAUAUAUCUAUCGGUUAUAUUAUAAAUA
Molecule: messenger RNA, 7668 nt
Organism: Drosophila serrata
Lineage: Eukaryota; Metazoa; Arthropoda; Insecta; Diptera; Drosophilidae
Gene: Spn
Product: protein phosphatase 1 regulatory subunit spinophilin
Biological process (GO): actin filament organization; calcium-mediated signaling; neuron projection development
Cellular component (GO): dendrite; actin cytoskeleton; postsynaptic density
Molecular function (GO): actin filament binding
Source: RefSeq, a predicted model, not a curated record